CUUAUGUGGGGGAUUUCCGGUUUAGGCAGGUAGCCUCGCAGAUCGAUAUUUCCUUUUCCGGCAACCGGCGUCCAUUUUCUGUUGGCAUCAAUUCGUCAGACGCAAAAGUUUAAGCGUCUAUAAAUUAUUUAAUAUUUAAAUAAAGCAAAAGCCAACAAUGGAUAGUGCACCAGCUCCCAGAGGUGGUGGUGGUUUUCGCGGUCGAGGAGGACCUGGUGGACCUAUGAGAGGACGCGGCGGCUUCGGGGAAAGAGGAAGAGGUGGAAUGAUGCGAGGAGGUCGUGGAGGACCAGGAGGAAUGAGAGGUGGACCACCUGGAAUGCGAGGCAGGGGUGGCAGAGGCGGUCACUUUCCACCUGGAGGACCCGAUCAGGCAGGAGGACCGGGAGGCGCUCCUUCGGGACCCAUGGGAGGAGCACCCAGAGGAAGAGGUGGUGCAGGUGGUAGUUUCCGAGGACGAGGUGGCGGCUUCGGUAGAGGAGAUAGCCGUGGAGGUGGCUUCAGAGGUCGUGGAGGAAUGGACCGCGGUCGAGGUGGUUCCAGAGGUGGACCUGGAGGUAGAGGAGGUCCAGGAGGCCGUGGUGGCUUUGGCGAUCGCGGCAGGGGAGGACGAGGUGGACCCUCAAAACGAGGCGGAGGACCACCUGGAGCCAGCGGACCACCAAAGAGGCCGAGAUUUGAAAAUCAGAGUGGUCAAUCUGCCAAUGGCUACACAUCCGCCCCAAUUAGUCAAGGAUAUGGAGCAAGUUCAGGUAACGGAUAUGGAGGAGCUGCACAAGGACCGCCGCAGGCGGCAGGUUAUGGUGCCGGUUAUGGAGCUCAGCCAGGGUAUCCCCAAUCUUAUCAAGGUUACGAAAGUUAUCAACAGCCAGCAGAUUAUGGGCAGUCUGCAGGAUACGCGGCUGCUGCACCAGAUCCACGAUAUGGAGGAGCUCCAGCUGUUGCGUCCGCCGGAUAUAGUGCCGAUCCCUAUGGUUAUGGUAAACCAGCUGUCGCAGAUUAUACAACACAAGAUAGCACGUAUGGAAAGCAGGGUUAUGGAUGACAAUGAGAUUGUGAGAUGUUGGCCGCAUCGUUUUGAAAAUGAGCUCUUUCCAAUGCCACAUGACUGGCUGUGAUAAUGAAAAAAAAAUAAAGGAUAUCCAGGAUUUCCAUUCAGGACUCUUUAAACGAACCAAGAAGUCUGUGACAGUGUGUCUUCAUCGUUAAAUGAGCUAAAAAAAGGUAGAAUCGAUUUUUUUUUUGUUAAUUUUUUACGAAAUACGUCGUUAUAUCAAAAUGAAAUAUAAAUAUAUAUAUUUACUUUUUUAAUAAAGUCUUCCAUGAAAUAUGAA
This is a messenger RNA of Leptopilina heterotoma, 1334 nucleotides long. RefSeq names its product glycine-rich cell wall structural protein 1.0-like. The record is from RefSeq and is a predicted model, not a curated record. The transcript has 9 exons. The coding region runs from base 158 to 1045 and encodes 295 amino acids. NCBI's taxonomy places the organism in Eukaryota, Metazoa, Arthropoda, Insecta, Hymenoptera, Figitidae.